This is a messenger RNA of Drosophila obscura, 1140 nucleotides long. RefSeq lists its product as uncharacterized. The record is from RefSeq and is a predicted model, not a curated record. Lineage: Eukaryota; Metazoa; Arthropoda; Insecta; Diptera; Drosophilidae. The transcript has 2 exons. The coding region runs from base 378 to 800 and encodes 140 amino acids.
AAUUUGUGACAAAAAUUCAGAACAGUUCAAUCGCACGCUCAGCAGCGUUCAGAUCGCAUCGCAUCGCAUCACAUCGAGAAUACGAGUAAAAUACACACGCAAACAAAUAACACAAGGUGCUAAGCGGCUACUGAUAACAAAAAGCAAUAUAGACAUCAUCUAUCAUCAGCGGAAUCUAGAUCGGCAACAGCAACAGCAUUCGGGCAACUGCUAAGGAUUUUGUGUACUCUGGGAUUUGACACCUCGCGAGUGAAGCCCAAAUUGAAAUCAAACAAAGUGCAAAAGUGAAGCAGAACCUGUAACCAAAAGCCAUAAGCCAUAAAAUAUUACAGCUCAGCUGAAAACCAUUUAACGGAAACCCCAAGCCCGCAUCAAAGAUGUUUGCAUACACUUGGCAAGCUUCAGCUGUGAUCCUACUCAUGGCGAUGGCUCUGACUGCCGCCCGGCCGCAGCUGCAGGAGGUGCCACAUGCGCUUCUGGACAUCGAGGCACCCAAUCAGUUUAGCUACAGUCCAUCGCCGCUCCAGCAGCCGGACAGCCUUAGGUCCAAGCCGUAUUUUGACUUCCUGAGCACACUGUAUGCCCACGACACGGCCAAGUCGAAUCUCUUCCGCCCGUAUUCGGGACGUCCGCGUCGCGAUGUGCCCAGCCAGAGCCACAGGCAGGAGCGCCAACGUCGCGCAAUCGUUUUCCGGCCGCUGUUCGUCUACAAGCAGUCGGAGAUCCGGAAACAGGAGAUCAAGGACAGGAACGCAGAGCGACGCAUUGAUGCCAAUUUACGCCGUACCGUCCGUCUGUAGUAGGCAAACCAUUAGGCAAGCCAGCAGGCAACCAACCAAGGAUAUGCCAUGUCCAUUGGUCUACUACAGGGUCCUCUAGCACUAAGCCUCUAUUGUGUCCUUAGCGUUAAACAUAGCCCAGCACACAGCACACAGCACCAAGCACAAAGCACGAUGAGCGGAAGAGCAAUCAUCCAUAUAUACGUAUAGUAAACACCAUUCGCACCGCCUUCACCACCCACCACCCACCACACCCACACCCACACCCACACAUCCGCGUAGAAUAAGUCCCGAUACAUUUGUUAUACAUUUUUGUUACUGCAAUGUUUUUUGAUUAAAGCUAACAAAACUGAUUUUGAAA